Molecule: messenger RNA, 4058 nt
Organism: Sebastes umbrosus (honeycomb rockfish)
Lineage: Eukaryota; Metazoa; Chordata; Actinopteri; Perciformes; Sebastidae
Gene: sptlc2b
Product: serine palmitoyltransferase, long chain base subunit 2b
Exons: 12
Coding region: 145-1851 (568 amino acids)
Biological process (GO): sphingosine biosynthetic process; ceramide biosynthetic process
Cellular component (GO): serine palmitoyltransferase complex
Molecular function (GO): serine C-palmitoyltransferase activity; pyridoxal phosphate binding
Source: RefSeq, a predicted model, not a curated record
CAGAGCAGAGUGGGCGUUUUGAUCCGUCUCCUCCUCCUCUAGCUCAGCUCAUACAUACAUGACUUCACGGUUAACAUUACACAAGUUGGGCAACUUCAAACCGUGAGAUUUUAACAGUCGCAAGUCGGCACGACAAGACAAAAGAUGACGGAAAGCUCCGCGAACAAGCUGCUGAACGGAGACGCCUGUCACCGGACGACAAGCGGCAGAAAGACAACCAGUAAAAAUGGCUUCGUGAAGAACCACUGCCUGUUUCUACAGCAACAGAAGUACCGUCGCCCCGGCAGCCCCAGGGACAAGAACCAAAAUGUCCCACACAACUCCAGCCUGUACAAGAAGCCCUUUGAGGAGUCUUUCGAGGAGACUCCUCUACUGGUGGCCGUGCUCACCUACAUGGGCUACGGCAUCCUCACCGUCUUUGGCUACCUCCGAGACUUCCUCCGCCACUGGAGCAUCGAGAAGUGCAACGUGGCUCGGGAGAAAGAGGAGCAGAAGGAUUUCGUCCCCCUCUAUCAGGACUUUGAGAACUUUUACACCAGGAACUUGUACAUGAGGAUUCGAGACAACUGGAACAGACCCAUCUGUAGUGUCCCUGGUGCUAAGAUGGACCUGGUGGAGAGAGUUUCCCCAGACUACAAUUGGACCUUCGAGCACACAGGCAGAGUGGUGAAGGACGUCAUCAAUAUGGGCUCAUACAAUUACCUCGGCUUUGCUGAGAACACCGGGGCUUGUGCCGAUGAUGCUUUGGAGGCCACGGAAAAGUACGGUGUUGGCGUGGGCAGCACUCGCUGUGAGAUGGGAAACCUGGACAUCCACGAGGAGCUGGAGCAGUUGGUUGCCAGGUUCCUAGGUGUUGAGUCAUCCAUGGCUUUUGGCAUGGGCUUCGCAACCAACUCCAUGAACAUUCCCGCUCUCACCGGGAAGGGUUGUCUCAUUCUGAGUGAUGAGCUGAAUCACGCGUCGCUGGUGCUGGGUGCUCGCCUGUCUGCCUCCACAAUUCGGGUCUUCAAACACAACAACAUGCAAAGCCUGGAGAAGCUGCUGAGGGACGCUAUCGCACACGGGCAGCCGAGAACCCACCGACCCUGGAAGAAAAUUCUCAUUGUGGUGGAGGGCAUAUACAGUAUGGAGGGGUCCAUCGUGCGUCUGCCAGAGGUCGUUGCUCUGAAGAAGCGCUACAAGGCGUAUCUGUACCUGGAUGAGGCCCACAGUAUCGGGGCCCUGGGUCCUAACGGCAGAGGAGUGGUGGACUACUUCGGCCUGGAUCCCAAAGACGUCGACAUCAUGAUGGGAACAUUCACCAAGAGCUUCGGUGCUGCCGGAGGAUACAUUGGAGGCAAAAAGGAGCUGAUCGACUACCUGCGACGCCACUCUCACAGCGCCCUGUACGCCACCUCCAUGUCCCCUCCUGUGGCCCAGCAGAUCAUCACCUCUAUGAAGAUCAUCAUGGGAGAGGACGGGACCACACUGGGUGCUGAUCGCCUCAGACAGCUAUCAGAGAACACCACCUACUUCCGCAGGAAACUCCGCGAAAUGGGCUUCAUCAUUUACGGCAGCGAUGACUCGCCCGUAGUACCCAUGAUGCUCUAUAUGCCUGCCAAAAUUGGGGCGUUUGGUCGGGAGAUGUUGAAGAGAAACAUAGGCACGGUGGUCGUCGGCUUCCCAGCAACACCCAUCAUCGAGUCAAGGGCGCGUUUCUGCGUUUCGGCCGCCCAUACCAGAGAGAUGCUCGACACAGCGUUGACGGCCACCAGUGAAGUGGGCGACCUGCUGCAGCUGAAGUACUCCAGACGUGAACAGCCUCUUCCCUCGCUUGGGUGGAUGGCCGAGGAGAGCCUGCUUCAGGAUUGAGCCACAUCGUCCCCUUCCUGUCAUAUCCAACUCACCCACAACUCACUGUCCCUCCGUUACUGUACCUUUUCUGGUCUGAUAUCCCUCAUUUUCCUCUGAGCCAGUCUCUCCACCCCACUAUAUCUCCUCACAUCAGACUCCCGUGGACUCACUAGAACCAAAGUCUUUCACAGGUCUGCCCCGUUUUGAAGCCUGCACACCAGCACCACUCAUUCGCCUGUGUGCAGUCUGUGACCUGGACCAAAAAUCACCCACAUCUCUCUGUACGUCAACUUCAGUCUGUCCUAACUUAUUGUGACUGCUUCGGUCUAACGUCAAGUCUUAAUUCCUGUGUGCACAUCGAAUGUGUAUCUUAUUUGUGCAAUAAUAUCAACUUCUUUGCAAUUCAAACAACCUAGAGCAAAGUAGACCAAUUUUGUUUUUGGCACGAGUUCCCUACUCGUGCACUUGGAGAAAAAGAAAUCUGAUCGUAGCUGUUGCUACGAUGAACACAAGAGGAAAAGAUUUUAUAUGUAAAUAUUAUUUAUCCCGAAGUUGGUGAUGCUUCCUUAGGGUAGCAACCCAAACCUCAAAGAGAGAUACAUUAUUUCACAGGAGUAGCAUAUGUGCUCCAUAUGUAUUUAUCUGAUGGCUUUGUUUUUUUUCCUAAUCACUUUUACUUGAACUGAGAGUAUAGAAUAUUGGGUUCUUUCCCUAACCAAAGGAUGUAUAUGUAUAGAUAUGUUUUCUACCUUUUCUCUUAAAAAUGCAAAGCAAAUGUUCCAAAAGAAAACAUUUAACAGGGAAAGAAUCCCAGGGAGCAAAGACUAUAAGGAAUAUUUUUUACUGCUUAUUUUCUAGAAAAUAUUUUUCAGCCUCAUUUACUGUUUACACCUGCGCUCAAAAACUUGAGCACAGUGUCUUUAACAUUUCUAUAAGCUAACGAGCUACAUGUGUGAUUUUAUUUUUUUUCGCUGAAUCCUUCUCACUCAAGUGCUUUCAUGUGAAUCAGCGCCGACACCGAUCUCCGAUCGCGAUGACGCGCUGUAAUUUAGAUCUGUACGUAUGACGAUGCCGCUCCCACGCCCAUCCGAUUUACAGACCGCUUUAUUUAUUUAUAACGUUGCCUUUCUGCUAUCAUAUUUUUGUGAAAAAAAUAUUAUUUUUAUCUGAAAGGCAGCUCCAAAUGUGUCCCCCAACACGUCUCGACUUCAGUGGCAGCACUACUGACAGGCAUUGUAUAUGCACACAUGACGUAGUCACUGAAAUGUGCAAAGAUUUGUGCGGGCAUGCUUCAAAUGUCGUAGUUUUUUUCUUUAUAAUUUAUCGUUUGUGGUCAUCUUCUGGAACGACAUUCCAUAUCAACCUGCUUACAGUGCUUUGUUUUACUGUUUUUGUCUGACUUUUCCGUGUGAGGUCACCCCCGAACAUGGCGUACAUGCCACUGUUCAUGCGUGUGUGUUUAUGUUUUACCACUUAAUUGAUGUGAAUUGGAGUCAGAAAGCUGGCCACCGUCUGGCAAUGUGACCAUUCCUAUAAAUGUUCAUCAAAGUGAUUAAACUCAACCCAAGUUUAUAGAAGCUUUUGUUGAUGUUUUUGGCAUUUUCGCACAGCACGCCAACUUGUUGGGGUCUCUUUUAACUUGUACAUCCAUUAGAUAUGAAUCGCUUUGAGUGAGUCAUUCCAAUAUUGUUGUUUUUAUCACAGAAAAUGGCUUUAAUAAUAACUCUGCUUUCAAUAAAUGUAGUAUGAAAGGUGGAACACAUGACUAUGAUCUGGACUUUGCACUCUUCAGAAAUGUGCCCUUGACAUAAAAAAUAUAUAUUCUCGUCAAAGUUUCCUCUCAAGCUGUCUUGCAGCACCGUGCAGUAUGUUAACAUUUCUGUCUAUGGAGGCAAAAAUGUAAUUGCAAACAGCAACGUGACCGUUUCUCUCGGCCAGGUUUCCCUCAUUGAAACUGAGGAAUUAAAGUCGAGAGAGAUUAUCAAAAACGUUGGGAGUUGCUCGGAGCUCUUUGAUGUAACGUUUUAACGUUUUCCAACCGCAAAUACCUGCAAAACUGACCUGAGGUGACCACUGGAAAAGUUGCUUAUCAGUUUGCCCUUGGAGUUGUAUAUUUGAGCUGAAGAUAAACCACUUUUAGAGGAGUUUGUAAAGCCGUGAUGUUUGUUGACCAUGCUGUUGGAAACAGUGCCGCAAAGAUUAAAUCACUUUCUUUGUAUCAAGUU